AUGUCGCACAUCACCACGUUCAGCGAAGACGGCGCCACCAUCAUGACUCCAUACGAGUCGUCGCUCUCUGAUUUCAGCGCCUCCACGAUCGAAUUCACAUCCGACCCGAACCUGACCACGCAGCAGCUUGUGACUAUGAUCACCGGUCUCGGCGAGCGGGCAGACCGACAAGAUGCGAUGAUCACUGCACACGAAGCGCUCAUCGCUGCUCAGAAUGAGCGGCUGGACCAGAAAGAUGCAAGCAUCAUUACCCUCAACGAGCGAGUUGCCCAGCAGGAAGCCAUCACCAGCGACCUCAAAGCUCGUGACGCUCACCGUGAAGAGAAGCUGCAGACGUUGCAAGAGGCUCUGCAGUCCCAGCGCACGUCCGCCUCUGCCCAGAGCUUCUCAGCGCUUCUUGCGAAUGCUUCCGGCGGAAUCGAGACGCUCAAGAAGAAGGCGGAGCUUGCUGCGUCAACCACGGACGAUCUGUUCCUGGCGGCGGAGAAGUUUGAGCGGGAAAUCGCACUCCUCAAGACGCAGACGAUGGUAUUGCAAGCUUCUUCGGACACGGCUGCCACGAAGACGGAUCUCCAGCAAGAAGUGGCCCGACUCGAAGAGCACUUCAAACAUCGUAUCGAUGAAGAGAUCGAAUACCCUCAGAUCGUGAGAGACAAGCUCAGCAUCGAUUUUGCGCAGAUGCAAACGAAGUACUCUGAGCGCAUCGGCGCGCUGAGCACGAAGUUGUCCGCUCUAGAAGGCCAGCAGACACGUACCAGGACGGGGACCGUAGAGAUCGCCGGUCUUCACGCAGGCUGCAUCAGGCAUCUUCACACGGAGAGCACCAAGAUCAAGCAUCAGCUUGACGACCUCACCGCAAAGGCGGUCGAAGGGUCGAAGGAUGUCGCGGAGCUCAAGGAGAAGCACGAGGACCUCAAGGCUGAGACGGCUGUCUAA
This is a messenger RNA of Saxophila tyrrhenica, 936 nucleotides long. RefSeq lists its product as uncharacterized. The record is from RefSeq and is a predicted model, not a curated record. The transcript is spliced from 2 exons. Lineage: Eukaryota; Fungi; Ascomycota; Dothideomycetes; Mycosphaerellales; Extremaceae. Bases 1 to 936 code for a protein of 311 amino acids.